GGCGCUGCAUCAAAUUCAAUGUCGAGACUGGAUCUUAAUCCAUGGGAUAUACGAACAUUCCAUAUCAAUCCCAUUCAAAGUAGCCUCAUAUUUCACAACCCUAAUUUGGAAUUCGAAUCCCUAAUCCAACAUCUCAAAAACUCACUCUCCCGCGCCCUAGACUUCUUCCCUCCGCUCGCCGGCCGCCUCGUCGCCACCCCCCACGGCGAAGGCAUGGCCAGUUUCUCCGUCGACUGCAAUAACGCCGGAGCCGAUUUCACUCACGCAGUCGCCCCUGCCGUCUCCGUCUCCGACAUCAUCGAGCCGAGCUUCAUACCUGAAAUCGUGGAUUCAUUUACCCCGGCGAACAGCGGAGCCACCAAUUUCGACGGAAUCUGGAAGCCUGUAUUGGCGGUACAAGUCACCGAGCUAGCGGACGGCGUCGUCAUUGCCUGUUCCGCCAACCACACGGUCGUAGACGGCGCUUCCUUCUGGCAUUUCUUCACUUCCUGGUCAGAGAUCUCUCGCGCUUCGGAAUCGAUCUCGAAAUCCCCCGUGUUCGACCGAGCCAGCGCCGUCGCCGAAGAGAAUAGGCAGAUCCAUCUCCCUACAGUGGAGCAAAACCUAAUUGCUCCAUCUCAAUUGCCAAUGAAGGUAUUCCAUUUCAGCAAAGAGAAACUAGGUCAGCUCAAGGCGAAGGCGAAUUCGGAAGCCGGAACUGACAAACUAUCUACUCUGCAAGCACUCAUGGCUCAUCUAUGGCGGAGCACACUAGGCAGCUCAGGCGAUUCAACCACUCGCACUCACGCUCUGGGAUUCGCCAUCGGCGCAAGGUCAAGGUUGCCGUGUUUCCCGGAUGCCUAUUUUGGGAACGCGAUAUAUCCCGUUGCGUUGGCAAUUAGCGAGAGCGAUCUAUUGAAGGGAGAAUUGGGCACCACCGCCCUCAAGAUCAAUCAAUUGAUUUCUCAGCAUAGUAAUGAAGCAAUCAAAUGCGACGCAGAGAAGAAGCUCGACUUUCGCAGCAGACCUAAUGCGCCAUCGGGGAUUGCUCCGCCUCUUGUCAUCUCAAGUUCUCCUCACUUUCGUGUCUACGACUGUGAUUUUGGUUGGGGGAAGCCGGUUGCUAUUAGGAGUGGGAAAACGUACAAGGUUGAGGGCUUGGUAGUGGUUUCGUCGGCGGCCGAACCCGGCGGUAUUGACGUUGAAGUUUGCUUUACCGAGGACACGUUAAAGGCAAUGGAAGACUACUUAACUUCACACUAGUUUCCAAAUUUCUCCUCUUGCUUUUUUCAGUCUCUCUUUGAU
Messenger RNA from Salvia hispanica, 1284 nucleotides. The record is from RefSeq and is a predicted model, not a curated record. NCBI's taxonomy places the organism in Eukaryota, Viridiplantae, Streptophyta, Magnoliopsida, Lamiales, Lamiaceae.